AUGGUAUUAUGCACUUACUCUUUCUUGUGUGGGGAAGUCGAUGUUAAAUUCGACACAAAAUAUGAUAAUAAUCAUAAUGAGCUGAAACAGCUACUCGCUGAACACAAAACGUUUACACCAACCAACUGGACCCAUUAUGCCUAUUUGAUAAUGUUGAUUGUGGGAGCGGUGGUCUUCAUUAUUGUCUUCGUUUAUGUUUAUCGAUGCUGCUGGCCAAUGGUAAAGCUAAUCCAUCGCGCUCAACAACACAAAAAUCGUAUAAAAAAAUCAUUACCAAGUCCGCCACCUUAUUCUCAACCACCAUAUACGCACACACAAAAUCAAUUCGGCAAUCAAAUUUUACAACACAACAAUUCGUCAGUCUUGCCGCAACGCCAUGAACCAACAUCGUCGAUACAACUAUCACCCAGCCGGAUCGUCUAA
This is a messenger RNA of Rotaria socialis, 423 nucleotides long. Lineage: Eukaryota; Metazoa; Rotifera; Eurotatoria; Philodinida; Philodinidae. The record is from the annotation of a GenBank genome assembly.